Molecule: messenger RNA, 537 nt
Organism: Amphibalanus amphitrite
Lineage: Eukaryota; Metazoa; Arthropoda; Thecostraca; Balanomorpha; Balanidae
Product: ubiquitin carboxyl-terminal hydrolase 8-like
Exons: 2
Coding region: 1-537 (178 amino acids)
Biological process (GO): protein deubiquitination
Molecular function (GO): cysteine-type deubiquitinase activity
Source: RefSeq, a predicted model, not a curated record
AUGCUCAGAGGGCAGGGUAAUGACGGUGUCCCAGACUCCCGUGCCAUCAAGCUCCUCCAGGACGACUCCCAGAGCAGCAGCCAGUCUCCGAUCUCGAACCUGUUCGGGGGCCAGUACAAGUCCACGCUGCGCUGCGUCAGCGGCGGGAACCAGUCGGCGAAGUUCGAGGCAUUUUCACACCUCUCCGUGCCGAUGCCUGCCAGAGCCAUACUGAUCAUCCACAUACAGCGCUUCUUCAACGACGGCGCGUGGAAGAAGAAUCAGUCCAGUGUCCUGUUUCCGCUAAAAAACCUGGACAUGUCACCGCACUUGGCUACCAAGGAUGCGCACCAACAGCACCACAGGUAUCACCUGUACGGUGUGGUGAACCAUUUCGGUUCCAUGGACAGUGGCCACUACACAGCCUUCUGCCGCGCACCCAACACGGACAGGUGGCACAAGUACGACGACCAUCAGGUGCACGAACUGAGCGGGGGGAGCGUGCGAAGCUCGGCCGGAUACUUGCUGUUUUACUCGGCCAUCUACCAGCGGCUGUAG